AUGCCUUCCCUCCACUUCCUCACGACCUUAACCCUCACCCUCUCCCUCUCCCUCCUUCUCCAAUCCCCCCUCCUCUCCGCCCACCCCUCCCCCUCCUCCGACUUCAUCGACCCCCGCAUCAUCAACCGCGAUCUCCGAACCUACGGAUCCACCUCAGGCUCGGCCUCUCAAACCCGCCCUCGUUCCUUGCGCAAGAUGAAUCGCCGUAAUCGAGCUCCAAAGAGUGGUCCCAAGAGGCUGAAUCGCGCUACCGAAGCGACGCUGAAAUGCUUGACGGCUUACUCGUUGCACUUUGCGAUGGGGAUUGGUGUACGGAUAUGGGGUCGGUUGCGGGUCAGUACAAUUCUAGUCGAACCUUCGGUUUUCAGUGUCAGCUUACUGCUCUGAGCUUGAUCUUCGUUCAGCUGGUACGAAAUGUGUCGAUAACGCCAUCACAUGGGACGAUGCCACGGCCACUGCGACUUCCUCUGCUGCAAAGGCUACGACCACUUCCGAGCCGACGCCGACGAUCGCCCCUGUCCAUCUGGCGGUCAAGAAAACGACGACUGCUGCAAAGGCUACUCCGACCCCCGGAUCGUCAUCGGAUGAUGAAGAUGACGAUGAUUGUGAUUCGGACGAUGAUUCUGACGACGAUCAAGAAACCACUACGACCGCCGCUUCCAAACCCACGACCGCCGCCGCCGCUUCUAAAACCGGAGUGAGCGGUGUCAACCUCAACGCCAUCACAGGCACCUACACCACAGGCGGCAAAGGCACCUUCUUCUACCAAUACGGUGCCCAUGGCGCAUGUGGCAAGAUCCAUGCCGAUUCAGAUCCUAUCGUCGCUUUGGCGUUGGCGAGGUAUGGGACGGGCUCGAAUGAUGCACCGGAUUGUGGGAGAAAGGUGCAGGUCGUUAACGUGGCGAAUGGCAAGAGUGUGGUUGCUACGGUUGCGGAUGUGAGUUUGAAGUGGGCGAGAUUUGAACGUUCAAGGCGAUGACUGAUGUUCCUUCGAGUGCUGUCACAGGCUUGCCCCGGUUGCGCCAACUACAACAGUCUCGACUUGAGCACCGGCGCGUUUGACCAAAUCGCCGAACAAGCUACGGGUGUCAUCGAGUGAGUCACCGACCUCUACCUCCACAGUCGGGCUUGAUGACAACCGCACUGACACCUCUCGUCAUAUCGUCCGCUCAGCAUCAAAUGGAAGUACCUCGAUUAA
Microbotryum saponariae is the source of this 1198-nucleotide messenger RNA. Lineage: Eukaryota; Fungi; Basidiomycota; Microbotryomycetes; Microbotryales; Microbotryaceae. The record is from the annotation of a GenBank genome assembly.